CUAUAUUAAAUGUUUCCUUUUGUAGGCAACUUGUUUCGAAACGAUUUCCCUUUGUUCCUAUUUGAUGAUCACUUCAUUCCAGGACCAGGAGUUAGAGUAAGAGUUCCCAGACCGCCAUACACUAAUAGACAAUUUAGAGAUCAAGCUCCUAAAGUAAUUUCAUUUGGACAAUUAGAAGCCCCCAAGUUUGAAGUUGAUGCAGAGUGUGAGAAAACCUCUGAAAGAUUUCACGGAAAACCAAGGAUAAUAUUGGGCUAUCUUGGGGGAUGAAUAAUAUGAAAAAGGGGAUUUUUUCAAUGCCAUAACUCAUUACUCCAAGGCAAUUGAACUUACAGAGGGAACUGAAAGCGCAUUCUUUCGUUGUAGAGGAUUGGCCUUAAAAUAAGCUGGCAAUUUAGAUCCUGUAAAAUCAAUAUAAUAACAAUAUUCAAGGCCUACAGAGACGCUAUCACUGCAAUUGAAUUGGAUGACAAGAAUAUCAAGGCACAUUUGCUAUGUGGAUAGGUAUUGGCUGAGCGAGGAAAGAGUUCUGAUAACACUUAGGACAUUGAGGCUGCAAUCAUAAGGUUGACUAAGGCUAGAACUCUGUGUGCUGGAUAAAAGAAGGAGUAUUAUGAAGAUGAACUGAGUAAGUACAUUUAUAGAGCCAAAAAACUACUUUGGUACAAAAAUUAAGAAAUAAACAAUAAAAAUAAAAGGGUGGCCAUUGAGAACUAUAAGACUUAUUUAAAUUAAAGAUAAGAUCUGAAUACUGAGCAGAAGUAGAAGGAGUUGGAGGGAUUCAUUAAUUCGAUAGGGAAUCCAGAUUAGAAAUAGGAGUAUGAUAUUCCCAGUUAUUUGAUCUGCAAGAUAACUUUGGUAAUUAGAUGAGGUAUCAUGUUUAUAGGAAUUGAUGGAAAAUCCAGUUGUAAACGAUGCUGGUCAAACUUAUGAGCGUGACAUGCUCAUAGAGGCUAUCAAUAAGAAUGGACCUAGUGAUCCGACGACGAGACAGCCUAUUAGUAAAAGGUUCUACCCGAAUGUUAAUGUGAAGUAAGCGACGUAGGACUUCCUGUUGAAUAAUCCAUGGGCAUUUGAAUUUCAGAAAGGGGAGGAGUAUUAAACCAUUGAGUUUUGA
This is a messenger RNA of Paramecium octaurelia, 1117 nucleotides long. The record is from the annotation of a GenBank genome assembly. NCBI's taxonomy places the organism in Eukaryota, Ciliophora, Oligohymenophorea, Peniculida, Parameciidae.